AGCGCAAAUGUCAAAAAUGGCAACUUGUCACUUGAAUUUAAUACGUGUUUGUUUUGAAAUUAAAUUCAAUUAAUUUCAUCUUUAGCUGACGUUAUAGACCAUUAUUAGUUUAAAAACAACUAUUAUAUAGCUGUAUCUAAAUCCCCAUAACCUCUUUCAUUAAUCAACUAGGUACAAAUAUUCAAACAGCUAUCGCAGUGCGGAUGGAGGCUAAACUAAGGGAGUACCGGGCACUAAGACGCCGUAAGGAACUUAUUGAGAACGCCAAGCAGAAGAUCGAGGAAUCCAAAGAGAAAUUAGUAAACUUCUUAGUGCCAAAAAUAAUUCGAGACAUGGGGAAAGUACAUGAGGACGAAGUCUUAUUGUUGGAAGAUGAGCAGCCACCACCAACAGACCACACAGUAGAAGAAAUCAAUGAUGUAGUCUCCGAAGUGAGCGAAGUAGAAUCAAUUGAAGAGCCUGAAGAAUCAUGGAGACAUUGUAUGAUCAGAUGGACAGUAUACCUAUGUUUAUGGGCGGUAUUCUGGGCAGUGUUCAUUCACCUACAGUUUGGUGCGGUGUACUUCGUAAUAACCGUAUUAAUAGGUAUCUAUCUCAACACUCGGACAAGACCGAGGAAGAAGGGAGAAGUGUCUGCAUAUAGUGUGUUUAACCAGAACUGUGUUAGUAUUGAUGGGACUUUGAAAGCGGAACAAUUUGAGAGGGAGAUUAUGUAUGGUGCAGGUAGGGUACGAAGUUUUUAGGGAGUGAUAAUAUAUUGUGUAAAUGUAUACUUAAUGGAUCUCGGACAAUAAAUCCUUAUAUUUUGUAAAAUCCUGUACGCUGCAUUAGGGAAAUGGACUUUUAAAAUGUGCAGAUUUGCUUGAUUAUUAAACGAUAAAUUAUUAACUUUUGUGUGUGACAAUUUAAGUUUUAGAUGUCUAUUGAUGUACAUUAAAUCGAAUUAUUAAAAAAUCAGUAAUAUCUGUUAAUUAAAUAUUAUGUUAAUAUUGGCUCACGUGUUUGACGAGGAACUCGACUACUAACAGCGCGACAGCCGCCGAGUCGUAUAUCGCAAAAUGCUGCGUAUGAAUAUGAGCCUGUAGCAUGGUUUGAAACUAAUUGAGUUUCUUGUCAAAUAGUAACGUGAGUAAGCUGGUAACAUAAUAAUUAAUUUUGUGUUUGUUUGUCACCGGUGGCUUGGACCAUACACCCACUACUGGUCGGCUCCUAUUUUUAUAUUUUUAAAUAUUAUUUUAUUUUGUAUGUGUAGUAUUUAAAAAUGUAAAUUUAGAGAAUUUUAAACAAAUAAAGAAAUUUUGUGUUUGUCACAAAAGUUAUUAUAGAAUAUCUGUUAAUCAUGCAAAAUUACUGAAGGGAUUUCGAUGGGAUGAUUUUUAUACCUCAUACAUGACCUGUAUUCAGUUAGACUAUUUAUAUUACGUUAAUCAGAUUCCAUAAAGAAUCUAUUGUCUAUAAGGCAAACCUGUAAAAAUAUUAAGAAAUACCAGUUUAUUUCAGAUAUUUUAUAAAAAAGAACCUUAUAAAGGCAGCUGCGUUGGGAGCCUUUAAUUCUUGAGCAAUAAGAAUGACUUUCGUUAAGUAUUUAGUUGUAGUCUGAAAGACUUUGCAAUAUUGUACUAGGCACCAAAUAGUCCAACCUGUUAAAAUGUGAAGUGAAAAAUAAUGCUAAUUAGAAACUCCUUGUUACCUUUACCAUAGUAUGCUUUUCAAUUUUAUCAAUAGAAAAGCAUACUAGUUAGAAAAUAUUGCCAUUUUCCAUGAAAUUGAAAACUUACAGUUAUAUGCUUUGAACUGUAUUACUGCCGCACUCAGAGACAUUCAAUGAUUACUUAAACUAUUCCUUAGUAACGAUUUUGUAUCGAAAACAAUUGCUAAGGACUGGGUUUAGUAACCAUUAAAUGACUCUGAGUGUGGCAGUUAAACUCUUAUGAUUAGCUAAUGGUGACCUAUAGGUGUAUAAGUUUAUUAAUUUAUUGUGUGCACAUAGUUUAUAAAUAAAAUUGAUAUUUUUGGCACUUUUAUAAUGCUGAAAUGAUAAUAGUUUAAUAAAAUCUAUUUUAAAGUA
Spodoptera frugiperda (fall armyworm) is the source of this 2068-nucleotide messenger RNA. RefSeq names its product SAYSvFN domain-containing protein 1 (gene Saysd1). The coding region runs from base 204 to 743 and encodes 179 amino acids. The record is from RefSeq and is a predicted model, not a curated record. Lineage: Eukaryota; Metazoa; Arthropoda; Insecta; Lepidoptera; Noctuidae. The transcript has 3 exons.